This is a messenger RNA of Malurus melanocephalus (red-backed fairy wren), 1609 nucleotides long. It is a transcript of the gene MKNK2, whose product is annotated as MAPK interacting serine/threonine kinase 2. The transcript has 12 exons. Gene Ontology annotation, molecular function: calcium-dependent protein serine/threonine kinase activity; calcium/calmodulin-dependent protein kinase activity; ATP binding. The record is from RefSeq and is a predicted model, not a curated record. Gene Ontology annotation, cellular component: cytoplasm; nucleus. Gene Ontology annotation, biological process: protein autophosphorylation; peptidyl-serine phosphorylation; intracellular signal transduction. The coding region runs from base 62 to 1081 and encodes 339 amino acids. NCBI's taxonomy places the organism in Eukaryota, Metazoa, Chordata, Aves, Passeriformes, Maluridae.
GUUCGACCAGUCCAACCACCUGGAGCCCGUCUUCAACUUCGAGUGCCCGCCCCGUCCCGACAUGCCUUCAAGUCAACCCAUCGACAUCCCCGACGCCAAGAAAAGGAACAAGAAGAAGAAGCGCUGCAGAGCCACCGACAGCUUCUCCGGCAGGUUCGAAGAUGUUUACCAGCUGCAGGAGGAGGUGCUGGGAGAAGGGGCCCACGCCAGAGUCCAGUCCUGCGUGAACCUCAUCACCAACAAGGAGUACGCGGUGAAGAUCAUCGAGAAGCGCCUGGGACACAUCCGGAGCAGGGUUUUCCGGGAGGUGGAGAUGCUCUAUCAGUGCCAGGGACACAGGAACGUCCUGGAGCUGAUCGAGUUCUUUGAGGARGAGGAGAGGUUUUACCUGGUGUUUGAGAAGAUGAGGGGAGGCUCCAUCCUGACCCACAUCCACCGGAGACGCCACUUCAACGAGCUGGAGGCCAGCGUGGUGGUGCAGGAUAUCGCCAGUGCCCUGCACUUUUUGCACAACAAAGGGAUUGCACACAGGGAUCUGAAACCAGAAAAUAUCCUGUGUGAGAGCCCGGACCAGGUCUCCCCAGUGAAGAUCUGCGACUUUGACCUGGGAAGUGGCAUCAAACUGAACGGCGAUUGCUCCCCCAUCUCCACCCCGGAGCUGCUCACCCCGUGCGGCUCGGCCGAGUACAUGGCCCCGGAGGUGGUGGAAGCCUUCAACGAGGAGGCCUCCAUCUACGACAAGCGUUGUGACCUGUGGAGCCUGGGUGUCAUCCUGUACAUCAUGCUGAGCGGGUACCCCCCCUUCGUGGGYCACUGCGGCUCCGACUGUGGCUGGGACCGGGGCGAGGCGUGCCACACCUGCCAGAACAUGCUCUUUGAGAGUAUCCAGGAGGGGAAGUACGAGUUUCCUGACAAGGAUUGGGCACACAUCUCCUUCGGAGCCAAAGACCUCAUUUCCAAGCUGCUGGUGAGAGAUGCCAAGAAGCGGCUCAGUGCAGCCCAGGUCCUGGAGCACCCCUGGGUGCAGGGGUGUGCCCCGGAUAACACCCUGCCAACCCCAAUCAUCCUGCAGAGGUAUUAAAUCAAGCGUGAGGUUGCUUCACCCAGGGCACACUCAAGGACAUCUGACAGACACACGGACUUUUGUUUCCCGACUCUUGGUUUCUCYUCUGACAUUUUCCCUGCUCCCCGACACCAAAGGACUCUUUGUAUCCGCGGCUGCUUUGACGAUUUCAGCUCAUUUCAUACUGUGAACAAAAGACCCUCGGUCGCGUUUUCAACAACGGGAGCUGCGUUUUAACCUCGCCCCUCCCCUCGGAGCUGCAGGUUUCUCUCCGAUGUUGGGGUAGAUCCCACAAAACCCCUUACCUGGGGGUCCGGGAGGCACCUCCCGAGUGUGGGGGGAGUGGGGAGCCCCUCCGUCCCGUGCUUGGGGGUGUCCCCGGCUCUGCUUCAGGGAGACGUGGUGGGCGUUGUGCAGGGAACCGCUCGGGCUGGGGAGAGAYGGUGCCAGUGAGGAGCAGUGCUGGACCCCCUGAGCCACCCUCUCCUCAGCAUCCUGCUUCCAGAAUAAGCUAUUCACCCCUUUUUUUUUUUUUUUUUCCUUUUU